Messenger RNA from Suillus clintonianus, 1002 nucleotides. RefSeq lists its product as uncharacterized. The record is from RefSeq and is a predicted model, not a curated record. The transcript has 6 exons. NCBI's taxonomy places the organism in Eukaryota, Fungi, Basidiomycota, Agaricomycetes, Boletales, Suillaceae. Bases 1 to 1002 code for a protein of 333 amino acids.
AUGACGUCUACCAACUCAAUUUCAGCGUCUUCUAACAAUGCAGUCGAUACUCUGGUGGCAGCACUCAUGGGUCUCAACAUGAGUCCUGUCACUGCAAACGCCGUUGUAACGGUCAUACAAGCGAUCACUUCCGGCGAGCCCUCCACUCAAUUAGCGUCACCUCCUGUUCGUAUCCCUGAACAUGCUGAUGAAGCGGCGGAGGCAGGAGUGCACGCUGACCAUGCUACGAGCGACACUGACCAUGCUACGAGCGACGUAAUCCCUGCAGAGACUCCACCUCCCCCCGCCAAUAUCUCACCAACGCUACCUUCUGGAAACUCCCCCACCACCACCACCACCACCACCACUCUGGUGCCUACCGCUGUUACUCCCACCACUACCACUCCGGUGCCUACCGCUGUUACUCCCACCACCACCACCACUCCGGUGCCUACCACUGUUACUCCCACCUACGCAGACCCUGUUACGUUCCCGCCCAGUUUCGUUUCAUACCGAGGCUUCCAAUAUGAGAUUCCUCAUGCGUCCGCUCAAGCACCGUUCUACUGUGUGACUAAGGGCAAACGUGUUGGUGUUUUGUCUACGUGGGAAGAUACUUCCCCCCAGGUCACGGGUGUCAGCGGUUCCAUCCAAAGCCGUUGCCCGUCUAUUGAACUUCAUGGCGUCAUCGCAGAAGAGGGUGAACAUAGCUCAACUGACCCAGAUACGAUAUUUCGCAAGCUAAUCAACGGUUCCACUCGUAGGUUCCUAGAUAACUUGACAUUGCAGUACAUCGGCGGGAAUCAUUCGGAAGAGUCCCGGCGGCCCAUUCAGGACGCACUCAAUAUUUUGCAGGAAGCUGAGGACGCAAUUAGAGCAAGCGGAGGUGAUAGUACGGAAUGCCGCCAAGUCAUACUGUCCCUCGAGGACGUUCUCCUGCGUGUUUUUGAGGACGAGGACAUUAAAUCCGCACAUAGUCGAUGGCUUCUCAGGUAUCAGCUGGCACCUGAUGUCAUUAUUGCGUAG